GCUCCAAAGAAAGAUAAGGCUCCUCCACCAUCUUCCAAGCCCGCCAAAUCUGGCGGUGGCAAGCAGAAGAAGAAGAAGUGGAGCAAGGGAAAGCAGAAGGAGAAGGUGAACAACCAGGUGCUGUUUGAUCAGGCUUCAUAUGACAAGCUCCUCUCUGAAGCACCCAAAUUCAAGCUCAUCACUCCUUCCAUUCUCUCUGAUCGUCUGAGGAUUAAUGGGUCACUUGCAAGGAAGGCGAUAAGAGAGUUGAUGGCUAGAGGUUCGAUCCGGCUGGUGUCCGCUCACGCGAGUCAGCAGAUUUACACUAGGGCAACAAACACCUAGAUGUAGUACCGCGCAAGAUCAAUGAAGAAAUUUUUGUUUCAGUUUGAGAUGUACCUCAGACUAGACUAAUGUUGAAUGCAUCUGAGGUUUUUUUUUCUGUCCUUGAUAAUAUAUAUGGCUUUUGUUUGUUUAUCAUUUUGAUAUUCUCGCCAUGUUUGCAAUCUAUUUAGUUGAAUUGCUAAUUUGGUGGAGAUUCAAUUUUGCAACCGACUUGUUACUGUUGCGCCGUGCUUAGUAUUUUGUUAAUUUCUAAUUCGACCUGGAAAUUCAUUUGGGUAUGGU
Messenger RNA from Arachis ipaensis, 606 nucleotides. Its product is annotated as small ribosomal subunit protein eS25x. Lineage: Eukaryota; Viridiplantae; Streptophyta; Magnoliopsida; Fabales; Fabaceae. The record is from RefSeq and is a predicted model, not a curated record.